AUGGCUGAUGAUGAAAUAGCAACAUACGAAUGGGCUGUUCAUAAUCGUGGAAGUCUUUUGCAAACUAAACAUUUUUCAUCAACUUCUCAAAGCCGUUCUAUUGCUGAAGAAUUUGCAGAUGCAGCAAUUGAAAUUUCAGACAAUAUUCGAAGAAAUCGUGUUCUAUUCAUAUUCAACUUUCCCGUACAAUGUGAUCAAGCGAUAAAUUUAUGUCGAAUAUCUGACGCACAAUCGUGUCUAUGA
Messenger RNA from Rotaria sordida, 243 nucleotides. NCBI's taxonomy places the organism in Eukaryota, Metazoa, Rotifera, Eurotatoria, Philodinida, Philodinidae. The record is from the annotation of a GenBank genome assembly.